UAAACGCACCACUUUGGAGAAUUUAAAACUGUGAAUGAAACACAGAACGCGUAUCGGAAUUGUUUAGUAAACCAUAUUAAAAAAUAGGUUAGAGUAGACCUAUGUUCAGAGAUUAACUUCCACAAUCUAUGUUUUCAAGCCAUUCUAAAUGUAUUUCAUGUGACGUUAAAAUGGUGAGAGGCCAGUAUGCUUUUAACCCCUUGGGUACCUUACAAUCACAGCAAUCUUGAAACUGCCGGGUAGGGCAACAGGUACGCAUGCUUUUUCCUCGUGUAUGUUUUCUUCAAAUGAUGACACUAGUGCAGAUCUCUGCGUAGUUUGAUCUGUCGACCUAACGAGCUACAUGUAUUUGGGUCAGAGAAGACAUUGUUUUCCUGUACCUUUAAGAGUGGGGCGCAGUGUGCAGGACUACACUGGGUACGUAAUUCAAACACUUGGCUCCUCCUAAUUCUACGGUUUCGUUUCCUGGAGGUCGAGCCUGUCGUGUUGUUGACAAAAAAACGUAACAAAUAUCGUUUUUUACUGGGCAAAAUGGGUCAGUCGUUGCCGACCCCGGACUGCGAGCCCUCGGUGUGUCCUUUGUGCCACGGUAUAUGUCGGAAUCCGACCGCGCUGAGAUGCAAACAUAUUUUCUGCUACUGCUGUAUACAGGAGUUAUGGAGUGGUUCGCCCACCGGUCCAUACUACUGCCCCGAGUGCAAGGAGGAGUACAAGACAUUACCGGUGGGGUUCAAGAGAGACACUACCGCAAGUCCGUGGCGACAUGACGCGCCUGCACAUACACGCACCACCGCAGCCACAGGCAGAGCCAAUGAAGAGGAUGUCAUUGAGAUAAAUUCGGCGGGCUGGAACCUUGGGAAGAGAGCCUCCAUCUCUCAAUCCAAGUGUCUGUUAGGGAAGAGACCAGCCAGUUCUCCUGUCCCAGGAGGCCAUCUUCACGACAACAAGAGACAAGCCACUGGCAGCUCCUCUUCCUCCCACUCCAGGGGACAGUCUGGUGACCGUAAGAGACCCGCCACUUCCUCUUCCUCCUCUUCAGCCAAUCAGAACACGUCGUCUGACGUCGAGUUGUCCAGUGAGGAGGAGGUGCCAGCAGCACCAUUCUCCUUAGCAACCAAACCGUCUAGUACUGCGUCCGUCGCCGUCAGAGGUCCGGACCUGACACGUGAUAGGUCUAGGUCCCCUAGGAGAGACACACCCAUUGAGCUGGAUGAACCCCCUGCUGCAACAGAACCUCUUACAAGAGAACCCCUGAAUGACCCUAGAAAAUCACCUGAAGCAGCAGCAGGUCACAUGACCAACACACCGGCCAAGAAUCCUGCUGAAACCACCCAAACAACUCAUUUACGUUUAGUCACCCCUACGAAGGAGAAUCCUGCUGAAACCACCCAAACAACUCAUUUACGUUUAGUCACCCCUACGAAGGAGAAUCCUGCUGAAACCACCCAAACAACUCAUUUACGUUUAGUCACCCCUACGAAGGAGAAGCCUGUUGAAGCUGAGCGGGAGCCUCUUCCAGAGAUCUCCAACAGAUCUGGUCCAAUCGGCACCUCCACCUCUCCUGCCCGUGCUGCCAACAACCUGUCCCCUGGACGUACCAACCUGUCCCCGGCCUGGCUCGUCAAACCUCCGGGGAGACCUUCCUACCCUGCCACUAUUGCCCCAGCCAGGGCUCUCUCCCUGCGGUGAAGACCUGCCUAGUGUGUGGAGCCUCCAUGUGCUCCGAACACCUCCGGCCUCACCUGGAGUCCCCUGUCUUCCAGAGCCACACCCUGGUACCCCCUGUGGAGGACACCUCACCCUGGAGGUGCCCGGAACACCAGGAGAUGAACCGAAUCUACUGCCGUCAGUGUAGUGUGUGUGUCUGUACCGUGUGUACCGUGAUCGGGUCGCACCGGGACCACGCUUGCGUCGGCAUCAGAGAGGCCGAGAGGGAGCUGAGGGGGAACCUGAAACAGGAGAUGAAGAAGAUGCAGGGAACAGAACAGUCUUUAAUUAGCAGAGUGACUGAGAUGACAGACAGGAAACAGAGAUUCCAGGUGUUGCUAGGUGACGCGCGUGCGGGUGUGCAGCAGCAGUACGAGACCAUGCGUGAGGCCCUGCAGCAGGAGGAGGACACGGCCCUGCUGUGUGUGACUCGGGAGGAGAGCAGGACGGUGGGGGGACUGGAAGAACAGCUGACACAGCUACAGGAAACCCUCUCCUCCCUCCAACGUGGUCUUCACACUCUGGAAGAGCUGGCUGACACCCGGGGCGCCGCACGCGUACAGGAACAGUCCUUCAUCACGGAGUACAGUAAGAUAACCAAAAGUGUGUCUGAGAGCUGUUCUGUGGAGGAGCUGGAGGUUCCACAGGAGGUGGACAGGGCCAGGCUGAGAUGCCUACAGCAGUGGACUGAGAGGCGGCUGGUCUCAGUGGUCAUCUCCCUGCCUGACCGGGACCCCUUCAGACUGCUCUAUGGCGCCAGCCCCCGUCUGGACCCGGACACAGCCCACCCCAAGCUGCUCAUCUCUGAGGAGAACAGGAAGGUGUCUUACAGCGAGGUCCAGCAGGCCUACCCGGAGCAGGGGGCUCGCUUUAGCUCCUUCCCCCAGGUCCUGGCCUCUAAACCCCUGGAGGGAAGCCGUGCGUACUGGGAGGUGGAGGUGGAGGAAGACGAGGGCAAAUGGAAGGUGGGAGUCUGUGAGGGUCAGAUCGGCCGUAAGGGCCAGAAAGACACCUGCCGUAUCGGCUUCAACCCCUAUUCUUGGUGCCUGCUGAGUGAGAAGGGGAAGAUAGAAGCCCUGCACGACAAGGUGGCUGUCCCUGUGGAGGUCGACGGACUGGAAAGGGUUGGGGUGUUGCUGGAUUUCGAGGAGGGUAGCCUGUCGUUCUAUAAAGUGUCACAAGGGGGCGCUCUGAGCUUGCUCCAUUGUUUUAAACAGAGGUUCCGUGAACCAUUGUAUCCUGCACUAGCCGUGUCUAAAACCCAGCUCAACAUCACUGAUCUGUUCCGGGCAGAAUCUGUUAAGUCAGAGUAGUUACACGGGUAAUUCAGUAAAUACACUUCAAUCAGUGUAGAUGAAGGGGAGGAGACAGGUUGAAAGAAGGGUCUCUAUAAAUCCUUUUUUAAUUUUUUUUUAAAGGCAAUCUGUGAUUCAAACAACAACAGGUGGUCAAUCCGCCACUAUUUUAUUCUGUAAACCGCUGAUGAGUGGGGCUAGAGAAGGGAAUUCUUCCAGGCAGGCUCAGUACAAUAGUGCACAGUGGGGAAGAUAAGUUUUCUAUAGAUCAUAAAUACCUUUUUUGUAAGCAAUAAAACAUUUUUUUUUUACUUUUUAUAAAUGUUAAUCAAAUAGAGGAUUGCAAAGAGAAAUCUCAACACAGAGAUAAUCUUAAAUAUUCUUGUUUUCAUUGUUUUCAAAUGUGAUGUAAUGAGAAGCAUCAAUACACUGAGUGGACAAAACAUUAGGAACACCUGUCCUUUCCAUGACAUAGACUGAGAAGGUGAAAGCUGUGAUCCCUUAUUGGUGUCACCUGUUAAAUCGGGAUAUGGUAGUAGGUGCCAAGCGCACCGGUUUGUGUCAAGAACUGCAACGCUGCUGGGUUUUUCCACCCAGUUUCCCGUGUGUAUCAACAAUGGUCCACCACCUAAAGGACAUCCAGCCAACUUGACACAACUGUGGGAAGCAUUGGAGUCAACAUGGGCCAGCAUCCCUGUGGAACGCUUUCAACACCUUGUAGAGUCCAUGCCCUGACGAGUUGAGGCUGUUCUGAGGGGGAAAGAGGGGGGUGGCAACUCAAUAUUAGGAAGGUGUUCUUAAUGUUUUGUAUACUCAGUGUAGAGGUCUCUGUUCAGUAUAAUCUGCAUUGUUUGGGGUUUUAAGUUGGGUUUCUGUACAGCACUUUGUGAUAUCUGCUGAUGUAAACAUGGCUUUAUAAAUACAUUUGACUUACCCUUCCA
This is a messenger RNA of Oncorhynchus keta (chum salmon), 3943 nucleotides long. RefSeq names its product E3 ubiquitin/ISG15 ligase TRIM25. Gene Ontology annotation, molecular function: protein binding; zinc ion binding. NCBI's taxonomy places the organism in Eukaryota, Metazoa, Chordata, Actinopteri, Salmoniformes, Salmonidae. Bases 1716 to 3020 code for a protein of 434 amino acids. The record is from RefSeq and is a predicted model, not a curated record. The transcript has 11 exons.